AUGCUGCCGAGGCCGUGUCUCCAAGCUUUCCCACAGUCUCGCUCAGAGCUGCCCAGCUUGCUGAACUGCGGGGCACGCAGAUUAAAUCGCCACAAGGUCGGCGUUCAGGCCGGCGUUCACGCUCACCACUUUCUGUCAAGCUGGAGCGGCAAACGCCUGCGUCUCGUCGACCUUUGGGGUCAGCAGGCGGCACCAGACAAUCUCUUCUAUGUCGACAUAGCCAAUGUGCACGGCAACGAUGCCAAGAAGCAGCACCGACUUCAGUGCGAAAGACGACUCGAAGAGUCGUUGCGUUCAGGCCGUGCCGAGAUCCUGAACCUCGUCCUGGCCUCAGGUUUGACAGGCAUCGCAGAUGUUGCCUUGCGGCGAUUGAGCCCCGGUUUGCAGCAUCCUCAGGCUAGGUUCAAGGUAAUGCAGCAACUAAGGGACCCUUUCUCAUGA
This is a messenger RNA of Symbiodinium sp. CCMP2592, 441 nucleotides long. The record is from the annotation of a GenBank genome assembly. NCBI's taxonomy places the organism in Eukaryota, Dinophyceae, Suessiales, Symbiodiniaceae.